Molecule: messenger RNA, 963 nt
Organism: Brettanomyces bruxellensis
Lineage: Eukaryota; Fungi; Ascomycota; Pichiomycetes; Pichiales; Pichiaceae
Exons: 1
Coding region: 1-963 (320 amino acids)
Source: RefSeq, a predicted model, not a curated record
AUGCCUUGUUAUCCUCAAAGACAAUCGAUACCUUUAAAUAGACGGUAUUUGAGCGAGGAAAAAGGUACAAAUGGCAAGGGAACAAAGAGAAAAGAGGAAAAGCAAGUUAACAAGACUAAAUCAGACAAGAAUGCCACUGAUAAGAAGCGGAAAAUACCCCCUUCAUUCAAAGAUGCAAAACCCUUUAUCAAAAGUGAAAAUUUACGUACAACCAGACGGCCAUCUGCAGAUGAGCAAAAGAAGAUAUUAGCAAGUAUCGAAGAGUCAGUGCGAAAGGGAGAUUACAAGAAAAGCCCAUUUGCGCUCUGGAAGAAGCUUGGAAUAAUAUUUGGAUCGACAGCUUUGUUUCUGGCAGGUUUUGUAGUUUAUCAGACGUUUCAAGGUAAGCCGGCCUUUUUCCCAUUGUGGUUCAGCAAGAUUGUUCCUUUGAGCCGGGCGUCAGGUGUGGAGAACAUACAAUUGGAAAAGCUGCGGGAUGCAACGAAGCAGACACUAUUAUUGAAGCUUUCAAUGAAUACACAGGUGCGAUUAAUGCUAGGAUUGCCACUUCAACUAGGUGAUUUUGAACGGUUUGAUGUGAAAAUUGAGUACAACAAUUACACGAUGGAAGGCUACCAGAUCGACUGCACAAAGAGCUGGCUUCAUCCAAAAGUAUCUCGAAGAAAACGUGAAAUUGUGAGUAUUCCAGAAAACUUCAAUGGUAUACUUGAGCCUAUGAGGGCAGAUUCGGCACCAGAUUACGAUCCUAUCGACGAGCAAUACAGUAAUCAGAGAGAUUACAGUAUUCUUUUAGAAGGAAGGAUUCCUGUUCUGGAUAGUGACACGUCAAAUGCAGAUAAGGGCACCGGCUCGAUCACAUUUCGAGGAUUAAUCGAUUUUGAUCAUACCAAGACGAUAAAGCUCACGAAUGUGAUUGUCUCCUACAAAGAGAAAGGGUCUCCAAAGAUUACUAAGCUUUGGUAG